AUGGACCAGCUCCAGGUAGAAUGCGCGGACGAGGACAUUCUGGGCCAAAUCGUCAUCAUCAAGAAGGAUUCGACGGAUGGGGGAACGAUGCCUCUGCUCCGUGGCUCUGUUUCCUGGCUGAUCGGAGCCGGCGAACAAUGCGACCUGCGAAUUAAAAACGCGCUGGUAAAAGCUCUUCACAUGAAGAUCACUGUUGAAGAGCAGGAUGACGAGAACUUCGGAGAAACAUAUGUUUUCCAGUACCAAGCGUUCGCCCCACUCCAGCUAAACUGCUCAGCAGUCCCCUACGUCGCUCAGAACACCUCUUCCACUCCGAACAAAAAUCAAGUGAAGCCAAAGACAAUCAAGCAUGGAGACGUUUUCCGCGUUGGAGGGCGAGCCUUUCGCAUUGAAUAUCCUCAAGGGCAUAUGUUGAGAAAAAGACGCAGGAGUUCCACGAUGAUGCCUCGCAAGCAAACCUACAUCAAUUUUUCGCCCGCUCCAGCUCGAAUUCAGCGCGUCGAAGUCAUGAAAACACCAACUCGAGUUACGAAACCCUUCGGCACACCAGCUUCUUCCAGACGACGAGUAACGUUCGGAAACCGCCUCAGUCCAGAGAUCUUCGAUUACCGAAAGCCUCCAGACACGCCGAUUCGAAAAGGAUCGACUCCGAUGAAAAAGAGCAACGAGCGAAAAAGCAUUUUGAAAGAAACGCCAAUGCGCGCUCCACUAAACGCCGUUCGCGAGGAAGGCAUGCAUCGCGAAAAUCCACCGAAGCUCGAUUUGGGGCCGCCGCCAAAGCUCGACCUGGGAAAUUCGGAAAAGGAAAAAGAAGAAUUCAAAGAUAUGCCAGAGCUUAUUCCCGCUGAGGAGGAGAAUCCGAAUGCGUCGCUUAUUUCUGAGCCAGGAAACUUCAGCUUCGAUGAGUUUAAAUUCUCUGACGAAGAAGACGAGCCUGAUGAGCCAAAGAAAACGCCUUCGAUCGAGCAAGUUCCUAAUCCGCAAAACAAUCAAACUACUCCCACCACUCCAGCUGAGAAGCGAAAGGCCAGGCGAAAGUCUUCUCUGUUCCAACCGAAGAGCGAGUCCUCUUCUCCCGGAACAUUGACAAACGAGCUUCUUGCUCCGAACGAAGAGGACCCACCAAGCACGAGUGCUGCUGAUAUCACCCUUGGAGGCAUUUCCGACUUUGACAUCAGCGAUGACGUCGGCCAUCCUCCAUUUGAGAGCACGAAGGUGAAUGAAAGUUCGAAGCUCUUGGACUCUACUGCUGCGCUCAUGGCAUCAGAUGACGAGACGAACAUCGAAGAUAGUAGCGUCGAACCGAAAACGCCGGAGGGCUACAAUUUCACUGAGCAUCCUAGUGAGGGUUCGAUGACCCCGCUGGAUCAAACACCUAAAGUUACUUCUGUUGGCAGCAUGCGAAAAAAGGUGACCUCUCUCGCAAGAGUCUCGGCAGUUCGAUCGUCUGCUUCUCGCCGCCGAACCUGUGGCGGACCCUCUCCAUCGUCGAAGAUGCGAGUCAAGCGAUUUUCAGCUGAUCCCAAGUUCCUUGCAAAGGCAAUCAAAAUGUACGGGAUGAAACUGAUGAAAAAUCGCCUCGAAAACGAGCCUAAAGAAGUCGUCGACAAAGCGAUGGACAUUCUUGACAAAGAAAAUAAAAGCCCUAACGAGGGUUUACCAACUCCAAAGCUCGAUAAAUCUAUCGUCAAGAUUCCCUCAACGCCAUCAGAAGCACUUGAUUCGCUUCCCAAGCCAAUGAUGGAAAGCCAAAAUGAAAUACUCGUCAAUCGCUCUUUUCAAAAAGACAUGACUCCAGCCAAGCCUAGCCAGGUUCCGCAAACUCCAGAUCAAAAAGAGGCGGAAAAGAAUGAAGAGGAACUCGCUGCCAAAAAGGAAUCUGAAGGCACAAUCCCGCAGAACCCUGUUACACCCGGCCCAACAGCAAUGAAAGGGCUCUUCACAGAAGAAAGCAGCUCAGAGACAGGCGUUACUCCUGGUCCAACUGCUAUGAAGGGUCUAUUUGCUGAGGAGAACGCAGCAAAAGCUGGUGUGACUCCUGGCCCAACCGCGAUGAAAGGACUCUUUGCGGAAGAAAAUAAGGCCAAGGGAAAUCAAACACCUCACCAAUCUGCAAUGAAAGGCCUUUUCCAGGAAGAAAAAGAGCAGCAAGCCGCAGCCACUCCUAUCCAAGGAGAGCUCCACCAAAUGUUCAAAGAGCAAAAGUCCCUCCCAACUCCAAAUGUCCGCAAAAUCUUUAGCGAAAUGGCUCACGAGAUGAAAACUCCCGACGGAAAAGCGAUGAAGAACAUCUUUGGCGACGGACAGGAAAAGACUGCGAAAGAACAGUCGGUCCCUCAAAAUCCCGUUACUCCAGGUGGCGAUGCGAUGACCGGUCUCUUUGGCUCAAAGACACCUAUUGCCACUCCUUCCGCAAAAAUUUUCGAGUCUCCAGCUCGCAAAAACAUGGAAGAUAACACAUUCGCUACCCCAGGACGUGGGAAAAAAUUCUCUGACUUUGCUGACUCGGCUUUCAAACAUGACGAGUCAAGGCCAAAAACGAAUGAAGUAACUCCUGGCCAAACUGCUAUGAAGGCCAUUUUCGAACCUGCUAUUGAACCGGAGUCCCCUCUUCUCGACGCAAGAGCAAUGCAAAAAGUCUUCCAGUCCCCAGUUCUUGAUCUCGACAACGAAGAUCAUGUCAAAUCGAUGGAGGAUAUGACCGAUGAUGUCAAAAUCGGCAACACUAGCAUUCGACAGCUCAUCUCUGAAGUUGGUGGCAUGGAGGCGACUCCGGAACAGAUUGCCUAUGAAUACCUGAUGGAAGGCGAUCCGAUCGAGAUAAAAUUCGACGACGAAAUGUCAACUUCAACUGCUAGCUUGAGACGUUUUUCCGAAACCAGCGCGCAUCGAUCCAGAACUCGAAAGACCUUUAUUGGCACAAACGCCGUCGACGAGCCAAACGUUUCUACAACUCUUUUCUCGACUCCUGACAGUGACGAUGACGAGGAAGACAUCCUCAGGGAGAGUGAAAAAGAUGUCCUCCAACUUGACGCUUCGAUGGCUCUUGAUAAAUCGCAAGAGAAAAUUGAUAGUCCCGCAGAGCCAGAAAAAGAUCUCAUUCCAGAACCCACUACUCAACAGAAAAAAUUAUCUCCUGGCGAUCUUCCUCGACGUCGUGGACGCCCCUCUAUCAAGCCAAAAGCUGGCCAAGAGCUUGAAUCGCCCAAGAAAGUCGGAAAAUCAUCCGCUCAAGAUACGUCCUCCGAAGAAGCUACCGACAAAAAGACCGAACUAACUGAAGACGCUACUACUACUCAUACGACUCCAGAUAUCGUGAUUACGGAAGCUACACCCAAGCGACGUGGUCGGCCCUCACUCAAGCCAAAAGUGCAGGAAGAGCCAGUUGUCGAGGAAAAGACGAAAACUGCGACCACUCCUAAACGGCGAGGGCGACCAUCACUCAAACCGAAAGAAGAGGAAGAAGAAUCAACAGAACCUGUCGUUUAUGCGCCAAAAUCUCGAGGGCGACCUUCGUUGAAAUCUAAGGCUGCUCCAGAAGAAGAUUCACCAAAGGGUCUUCAAUCUGCGACAAAGGUUGAGACUCAGCCGACUACCACGCCAAAGCGAAAAGGAAGGCCAUCUUUGGCGCAGAAAAAGAAGGAAGCCGAAGCAGCGACCGAGGUCAAGACACCAAAACGACGAGGUCGCCCCUCCUUGAAGCCGAAAGUUGAAGAGGAAGAACAUACUGACUUCUUCGCUGAAGCAACUGGCGAGCCUUCUACAAGUGCGACUCCUAAACGACGAUCAAUUGUCCCUCCUGAUGAAGCAUUUUUGUCUCCAGUUUCAAGCCAUGCGUCCGAAAAUGAAUCAGCCGAGAAAGCUAAUACUGAAGAAGACGAGGAAGUACAAGAGCCAUCACCAGUUAAGUCGAAGCGUGGCCGCAAAUCCAACGCUCAAAAGGCCAAAGAAGCGGAAGAAUCUGUCGAAGCUCCAGUUGAGAAAUCAACAAGGAAAUCUCUAUUAAUGAUGGCUGAAGAUGCGGCACAAGAUGGUGUCGUUGCUGAUAAGAAGACGAAGGCAAGAAAAUCAAUUCUUGAUAUGGCAGAAGAAGCUGCCGAAGUUGCGGAACCGCCAGUUCCCGAAGCUACAGCUGAUGAAAUUCCUAUUCUUGAAGAUCUUCCGGUGCUCGAACAUCCUGCUGCUGAAGAGCAACCGACGACUGAAGAAAAGCCAAAGAAACGUGGACGAAAACCUGCUCCACCAGUUGCGACAUCUUCUCGGCGCACUCGACGAAAUUCCGCCUCGGAGUCAUCAGCUGAGGAAGCACCAGUUGCAGCCACUCCAUCGAAGGGACGAGGAAAGAAAGCAGUUGCUGCUACGCCUGUUAGAAGAAGCAGACGAGUUAGCACGCUUGAGACUCCAAAGGUUGAAGCUAAGAAGGAAGAAGAAAAGUCUACCAAGCGACGACCACGUGCGCGGAAGAUCGAUGAGCCCGAGGAAAUUAGUCCAGCGAAGCAAGCUAAGAUUGAAGAGCCUGCAUCUGUCGAGGCUGUUGCUGCCGAAAUCGCUGUUGCUCCGCGACGAACUCGGCGAACCUCGAAGACGGAAACAGCUGAAGAGCCGAAAGAAGAGCCGGCGAAAAAGACAGUCAAGCGAAGAAAGAGAAACAUCUCCGGAACCGCUGAAAGCUCAGAUAAUGAAGUUGCUUCUAAGCCAACUCGGGGACGAAAGUCAAAGAAGGAAGAAACAGUCGAGAAAGAGGAUGAAGAUACAACGAAAGCGCCUAAACGAGCUGGACGAAAGUCUAAAAAGGCUGUCGAAGAAACUCCUGAAGAAGAACAAAAGGAAGUUGAAAAAUCGCCUGUGAAGAAAGUAGGCAGAAAAGCGCGCAAAGUUGAAGAGCCGGUAGUCGAGUCGCCUAAGAAGAAGGCUGGCAGACCAAAGAAAGUAAAGGAGUCUGAAUCGUCCGACGAGCCCGUAGUGGAGUCGCCGAAGAAAAAAGCAGGUCGACCGAAAAAGGUAAAAGAUUCUGAGCCUGCCGAAAACGCUGUCGUCGAGGGAAAGCCAAAGCGCGGGCGAAAAGCAAAGGAGCCGGUAAAAGAUUUGAACACAUCGGAGUCGCAGGAGGAGACUAAUGUGCCAGCAGAAAAACCAAAGCGGGGACGAAAGCCAAAAGCCGUCGCUGAGCCCGUGGAGGAAGCUGAAAAGCCAAAAAGAGGUCGAGCAAAGAAGGCAUCUUCAGACGAAUCUUCUCAAGAACGACCCGCACCAGCCAAGGGCCGUUCCACACGAUCAAAAGCACCCGUCGUCGUGCCAGAGAUCGAAAUGGAACACGUCGAUACUGUCUCGUGCCUGAAAAAGUCGAAACGCGGUAUAAAACCCACCGUUUCCUUUCAAGAAGACGAGGCCGACGAUCAGCCCGAAGAAGAACCGGCUGAUGAAGUUAAGCCAGCCAAAAAGCCGACUAAGAAAGCUGCGGCUGCUAAGAAAGCAUCGUCAAAGAAAAAUGACGAUGCCGAGGAAAAACCUAAGGCCCGAGGCCUUGCAAGGUCGAGAAGGGAUUACCUGAUGGGUACCUAUCAGGUUGAUGACUCGCUACAGAAUUCCUCUGUUAGCACCUUCUUUUGCUAUGUAUUGAUCACUAGUUCCUGUGUUUUUGCGCUUCUCAUUUUGAGAGACUUCGUAAAAAAGGCAUUUGGUGCUCGACAAAUUGACAUGUCAUGUGGAUCAGGAAAACGAAGGACCACAGUAAAGCUCGGUCUGGCUAUUGCGAAAGAUGUAUCACAGCCGAAACUGUUCAUCAAAUUCACUCCAGAGAAAGGCGAUGAAAAACAAACCGUAGUUAUUUAUGACGACCUCGGUAAUCACAUCGGAAAAUACGGCCAUUUUGAUAUAAAAGUGAAUCAGCGUCAUCUCAGAAACACGAAGUUCAUUCAAAUUGGUAUAUCAUCAGAAAGUUCUCUUCGCGGAGAACAAAUUGCAACUCUAUCCUCUGCGAAAAUCGUUUUCCCCAAAGCAUCUGACAAGGACGACAGUAAAGAACGACUAAAAGAUGCCAUAAUUUACGACCCCAUUGAGCUAGUAAAUAAUAUUCCAGUCAAGCUUUCACUCGAGGAAGGAAAGCAAUCAUCGAUAUUCUUCGACGGUCUUUACAAUUCAACAUCAUUUUCCUCUUUCAACUGGUCUCGAAAAGUUGAAGAAAUUCUUAUUGCCAUGAUUGUUGGCUUUCUCUACGUCAGAAAUCUUGCCUACUCUUCGCAAUCGUCCAAAACAGAGGUCGCUGGACUCUUUGGAGGAGCAGUUAAAGUUGAUUCACAUUUCAUCGGCUACUACCAUCGAAUUCAAGAUCCAUGGGAUACCGAUGCUAUUUCGCUGAUUGUAGAAGCAGUUCUUGGUGGAGUUUUUAUUGGAUAUUUUGCGUCCGUUCUCGCUCGAUUUAUUCAUGGGUUCUUUCUUUGGCUGCGACCGCCAGUGAUCAUUUCCGUCGAAACAAAGUGCUACACAAAAAAGCUUUUUACCAAGAAACGAUCUGGUCAAAACAAGCGAGAAAAUAUCGAAGAUAUGUUUUUGCUUCAAAAUAACCCAAAUAUGUGUGCGGAAAGCUUCGGAAGAAUCCUCGGGAAGCUCAACAAGCAGAGUGACAUGGGAGAGCUGACUUAUGAUUGGGAGAUUGAAAUGAACGGUGAUUUUGUCGAAUACACACAGAUUAAAACAGCGACUACGGAUGGUAAUGCAGGAGCAGUCUUUACUACCGUCUACGAUGACCUGGCCGACUUUGACGACUUUGGCGAGCUCGAAGAAGAAGACGACAAUGCAAUCAACAAAACUCUUCGACGGCUAACAACUCGAAAUAACAACGAUAAGGUCGUCACAUCGAAUGACCCCGAAGACGGAAAUACUCUCAACAACAUUCCCGUGUCUGCCGGGGGAGAUCCACGAGUUGGAAAAGGCUUUGGCAUGGUUUCAUACUUUUGGAUCGUCGUCAGUUUGAUUUUCUCUGGAGCGACAAUUUCGUUUCUGAAUGUAUACUUGUACACUCUCCUUCAAACUCCGAAAGUCGACGAAGAAGAAGACGUUCAUAUGGGCGGUCUUCUCAUCUCAAUCUGGUCAUGUCAGAUCAUCUGGUCCCUCUUUAUCUCCUCAAUCCUCGACGAUUUUGUCUUCCGAGUUUAA
Molecule: messenger RNA, 7155 nt
Organism: Oikopleura dioica
Lineage: Eukaryota; Metazoa; Chordata; Appendicularia; Copelata; Oikopleuridae
Source: the annotation of a GenBank genome assembly